Messenger RNA from Acanthosepion pharaonis, 795 nucleotides. The record is from the annotation of a GenBank genome assembly. NCBI's taxonomy places the organism in Eukaryota, Metazoa, Mollusca, Cephalopoda, Sepiida, Sepiidae.
AUGAACUCCUUCCCAGCGCUCAGCUCAGCUCACCCCCAUUACUGUCUACAUGUAUAUACGUAUGUAUGUGAGCCCGAGGAGCUGUGCACACCAGCUGCGAUGGGUCGAUCCCUCCGAGGAGACUCGAUCGCCUCGCCUUUAUUUCAGAUUCCCCCCGUUCCAUCCUCUCUCUACAUCUCGCGCAAAGAGGAGAAACUGGCGAAAGGUCAGCGGGUGAGCAGAGAAUGCUUUCAUUGCGACAGAGAAGUGAUAUGUGGAGUAGGGGAUUUUGUGGGUGACCAGCUUGAUUCAAUCGACCACUCGACACUGAAAUUCUUCACUUAUCUCUUUCGGAAACGUGCUGCCAUUUUCUAUCUCUUUGACUCACGCCAUUACUUUUUAUAUUUUUCUUCUUUCAACGACUUUAUCUCUCUCUCUCUCUCUCUCUCUCUCUCUCUUCUCUAUUUUCUUCCUCUCUUUCUUUUUUUCUUCCUCUCUUUCUUUUUUUUUUCUACAUUCCUUCUAUGUCACUGUCUCUCUCUUUUCUCCCUCUCACUCCCUCUCCCUCCCUCUCACUCACUCUUUCUCCCUUGUUCCCUCAUUCACUCACUCGUUCUAUUUCUCUCUCUUUCAAUAUCUCUAGUUCUGUGUCAUUGUCUCUCUCACUUUCUUUCUUUUUCUCUUUCUUUUUCUUUCUUUCCUUUCUUUCUUUCUCUCUCCACCUUUCUCUCUUUGUAUGUUCCCUUUUUGCCUGUUCCAGACUCAAGCACAGCCUGGCACAAAUCGAUUAAGAGAGUAGUAAUCAUGAAUACCUAA